CUUGAACUCAAUCUAGCCUCGGCUUCUACCCCACAGUGCCCACACCGGCUUCCAUCCAUGCCGUCGUAGGUCUGGUCAGUUUUCCCGGAGAAAUCCCAGAGUCUUGGCUUGAAUGGCGUAAAGGAAAGAAGUUGUUUGUAUUGCGCGGUUGCGGUACUUCCCAGUUCAAUUGACGACGACCUCGGCACCAAUCUUCACUUCUUCGCCAGCAAGCAAAAUGGGUGGACCAAAUUUAGAAGUCUUCAAGUUCGCCAUGUACAUAUCUUUCCCAAUCGGCAUCAUGUAUUAUUUCGGUACCAAUCUUGAUGGACGUUUCAAAGUCGAUAACUUCUGGCCGUCACAAGAGCAAACGUACAAGAUCCCCUUCGAGAGAGAGGAGAUAGAUAAGGAGCUCGCAAGACUAAAAGCAAAGAGACUCAAGAUCAGAGACGAGCGAUUAGCGCAGGAAGCAAGGGCGAAAGAGCUAGCCGAAGCACAAGGUCUACGCACGCAAGACCAGGAGUCAAGUUGAAGAAUUUCGCCUCCGAAUGUAAUGACAAUAGUCCUGCAUAGUGGGAAACAUUGGCGUUCAUGGUUUUGUCAGGGAAAAGGGCAAACGGGGAGUAGACCGCACUUCUGCGGCUCUAUGUACAGUACUGUAUAUAUCUACACUUUUUGCUGAAUGCAUUAAUCAACCGCAUUCACUGGCGGGCUUCCUUUUA
Molecule: messenger RNA, 701 nt
Organism: Pseudovirgaria hyperparasitica
Lineage: Eukaryota; Fungi; Ascomycota; Dothideomycetes; Acrospermales; Acrospermaceae
Exons: 3
Coding region: 218-511 (97 amino acids)
Biological process (GO): mitochondrial respiratory chain complex IV assembly
Cellular component (GO): mitochondrial inner membrane; mitochondrion
Source: RefSeq, a predicted model, not a curated record